GCUCACACGUUUUUCUCGUCUGCUGUUUCUCCGACGCUGAUAGUUGGGAGGGCCCGAUCGUAUAUAAACAUAGACCCUGCUGCCGCUGCCCUUCUCUGGCAGAGUAUAGAGUAGUUGUCGCACACCACUGCUAGAACACUACCCACGAUACCUUCCUUCCCAUCGUUCGUUCAGAGCAACCUUGCCUUCGACCGACGUUAUAGAAACAGUGCAGCAAACAUACAGGACCUUUCUCGACCUUCCUCACACUCAACACACAACACCAACAGCAUCAUGAUAUCGACAGCAGUCCUCAACCAGCGGACCCGCACCGCCGUCGUGCCCCACCGCCCAUCCUCGACUUCAUCCACAUCCUCCUCAACUUCAGCAUCAACAUCAUCAUCAACAAAGCGAGGCGGCCACGUCUCCUUCGCCGUCUCCUCCUCGGAGAUCAAAUCGCCCCACAUUCUCUACAAUUGGUCCGGCGUCAACCCCAUCGCCAAGCACUCGCAGAUCUACUACCCAACAUCCAAAAAGGAACUCGCACAGCUGAUUCGGUCAACACAUGGCCGCGUCAAUGUCGUAGGCUCUGGAUUGUCGUAUGAGAAGAUUAUGACGACGCCCAUGAACGACCCCAGCGCUAUACUAGUCAGCAUGAAGAACUUUGUCGGCCUCAGACGGAUGACAAAGGAUACAGCAGUGUUUGGAGCAGCAACGACUAUCGACGAAGUCAUCCGUAUCCUUGGAACCCACGACCGCAUGAUGCCCUGCAGCCCCGGCGUCAUCGGCGUGCAAACCCUCGCCGGCUCCAUCGCAACCGGCACCCACGGCCAAGGUCUCUUCCAAAGCAGCUACGCCGACAUCGUCACCUCCCUCCGCGUCGUCCUCCCCAACGGCGACCUUGUCACCGUCGGCGGACCCAACGGCCGUGAGGACUUACCCCUCGAAGCCUUCGCGACCUCGAUCGGGAUGCUGGGCAUCGUCACGGAAGUUGAGAUUUCCCACGCGCCCCGCCGGGUCUUUACCUGCACGAAACUGACGUGUGAUAUCACCGAGUUUCUGCAGAUGUAUGUCAAGUGGAACGAAAGCAUCGAGUUUGUGAAGGUGUGGUGGUUCCCGGAGACGGACCAGGUGCAUGUGUGGUUGACCCACCCGGCCGACACGGACUCGCCGGCCUACAAGGCGUUUGCGGCAUCGGACCGCGUAAGACCCUUCGAAGCCGAGGUGUCGUCGUCUGCGCUGAACGACACUGUGCUCCUAUACUGCAAGGCCAUGUCGCACGACACAAAAGCCGCCCACGACGACUCCUCCUCAGACACAUCCUCCCGCUCCCCCUCCCCAUCACCCUCCUCGACAUCCUCCCCAUCACCCUCCGCCCAAACCACCACCCCCCCACCCCCAACAGACCUAACCCUCCCGCCCCAAUUCCGCACCGUCCGCCGCUUCGCCGACGCCCGCGACCUCACCGGCUACCAAGAACAGAUCCUCACCAAAGGCAUCCCCGUCCCCCAAGUCAACUGCGAAAUCGCCCUCCCCCUCUCCCACUUCACCUCCGCAACCCUGGCCCUCCGCACCUGGUCGCUCAACAACAAAUCCCGCCUGCACUACCCGUUCAUCUACCGCGCCACCGGCCAAUCCCGCGCAUGGCUCAACCCGGCCCACUCGGGCCCGGUGGUGUACGUCGGGUUGCUGGUGUACCUAGCGGAGGACGGGAGCAUCCGCGAGGACGGGUUGGAGACGAUGCGGGAGGUGCAGGCGAUCCUGGCGCGGUUCGGGGGGUUGCCGCACUGGGGCAAGCAUUUUGGGCGCGAGCUGUACGACUUCCCGAAUGCGUAUGCCCGGUGGGGCGAUUUCGCCGCCCUGAGGCAACGCGUGGAUCCGCGAGGACGGUUUUUGAGCGAGUUUCUGGGCGGUGUUUUUGGCGCGACGACCGAGAGGAGGACCGCGCGGAGGGAGCCGCUUACGGCGAGACUGUAGAGCUGUUCCCACAUAUGUACUGUACCUAAUCGUUACUUAGAUCUGUAAUAUAUCGUCAAUGGCACGGGCUAGAUAGAAGCAACGCCAUGGCGCAGGCCUAUGCAGGUUGAACAAACAAGCGCGGUCA
Messenger RNA from Fimicolochytrium jonesii, 2083 nucleotides. Its product is annotated as FAD binding domain-containing protein. The coding region runs from base 274 to 1956 and encodes 560 amino acids. The transcript has a single exon. The record is from RefSeq and is a predicted model, not a curated record. Gene Ontology annotation, cellular component: membrane. NCBI's taxonomy places the organism in Eukaryota, Fungi, Chytridiomycota, Chytridiomycetes, Spizellomycetales, Powellomycetaceae. Gene Ontology annotation, molecular function: D-arabinono-1,4-lactone oxidase activity; FAD binding.